UGCCGGAGAGACCAGACUCAGAAGAUUGUGGGUGUAGUGGCCAGAGCGUCACGGGGGAGGCGAGGGUGGUUGGUGUCAACACGGGGCGAAGAGGGGACCGGAGCUAAGACCCUUGGCCGCCUCCCCCACCGCCCAUCCGCAGGUCUGCUUGGCUUUGAGAAGGAGCUGCAGCACCCCUGUCUCACCAAAUAAGGGAUGGGCUCAGAGAACAGCGCUUUGAAGAGCUAUGCCCUGAAGGAACCGCCGUUCACCUUACCCUCCGGACUUGCUGUUUACCCCGCUGUAUUGCAAGAUGGCAAACUCGCGUCAGUUUUUGUGUAUAAGAGAGAAAACGAAGAUAAGGUUAAUAAAGCUGCCAAGCACCUGAAGACUCUCCGUCACCCGUGCUUGCUGAGGUUUUUAUCUUGCACUGUGGAAACAGACGGCAUUCAUCUCGUCACUGAGCGAGUGCAGCCUCUGGAAGUGGUUUUGGAAACAUUGUCUUCUGCAGAGGUCUGUGCUGGGAUCUAUGACAUAUUGCUGGCUCUUAUCUUCCUUCAUGACCGAGGACACCUCACACACAACAAUGUCUGCGUAUCGUCUGUGUUUGUGAGCGAGGAUGGGCACUGGAAGCUGGGAGGAAUGGAAACAGUCUGCAAAGUUGCUCAGGCCACGCCAGAGUUUCUGAGGAGUAUUCGGUCAGUAAGAGACCCGGCAUCUAUUCCUCCUGAAGAGAUGUCUCCAGAAUUCACGACUCUGCCAGCGUCCCACGGACACGCCCGGGAUGCCUAUUCUUUUGGGACACUGGUGGAAAGUUUGCUCACAGUCUUAAGUGAACAGGUUGCAGCGGAUAUUCUCUCCAGCUUUCAACAGACCUUGCACUCAGCCCUGCUGAGUCCCAGCCCGCAGUGCCGGCCAGCGCUCUGCAGCCUCCUGUGCCACGACUUAUUCAGGAAUGAUUUUCUAGAAGUUGUAAAUUUCUUGAAAAGUUUAACAUUGAAGAGCGAAGAGGAAAAAACUGAAUUUUUCAAAUUCCUGCUGGACAGAGUCAGCUGCCUGUCAGAGGAAUUAAUAGCCUCACGGUUGGUGCCUCUUCUGCUUAACCAGCUGGUGUUUGCAGAGCCAGUAGCUGUUAAGAGUUUUCUUCCUUACCUCCUCGGCCCUAAAAAAGACAACACGCAGGGAGAAGCCCCCCGCCUCCUCUCACCAGCCCUGUUCCAGGCGCGGGUGAUCCCUGAGCUGCUGCGGCUGUUCGAGGUGCACGAGGAGCACGUGCGCAUGGUGCUGCUGUCCCACCUGGAGGCCUACGUGGAGCACUUCACGCAGGAGCAGCUGAAGAAGGUCAUCCUACCCCAGGUUUUACUGGGCCUGCGUGAUACCAGCGACUCCAUCGUGGCCAUUACUCUUCACAGCCUAGCAGUGUUGGUCUCGCUACUUGGACCAGAGGUGGUUGUGGGAGGAGAGAGAACCAAGAUCUUCAAACGCACUGCCCCAAGCUUCACUAAACCUGUGGACCUCUCCCCAGAAGAUUCUCCUGUGCAUGUCACCUGCAGCCAGCGCAGUCAGAGCUUGCCAGUCAUGAAGAACCCCUCCCCUGGCAUAUUCCCUAAAUGUUUUUCUGGCAACAUGCCCAUCAACAGCAAGAAGCACAUACCACGAGAUUACUACAGUACUUUUCUACAGACAGAUGAUCAAUUUUCUCAGCCUAUCAAAUUUCCCAUCAAUGGCAUCUCUGAAGUGAAAAUUACCUCAGGAGACAGUGAAAAUUUCCCAUCAAGUUCUAAAAAGUCUGAGGAGUGGCCUGACUGGAGUGAGCCUGAGGAGCCCGAGAACAAAACUGUCAACCUAGAGGUUUGUCCUGCAGAUCCCCACGCAGUGGCCCAGUCCCCGCUCACUAACCUGAAUGCAGAGGAGCUUUGGGAUGACUUUGAGCCUGGCAGCUUAGAUACUGAAGUAAACCUGGAAGGUGGAAUGAUGGCCACAAGACCUGUUACCUCAGGGGAGCAAAAGGCCACUCCUGCUUUGCCUUCAAAAUCAAGCCUACCCCAAAAGACCAGUCUUGCACAAAGCAGGGAUGACCCAGGCCAAACCAAGCCACCAAAAGUGUUGUCAGAAGAAAGGCGCCUUAAAGUUCCAUCAGAACUGGGUUUAGGAGAGGAGUUUACCAUUCAGGUAAAAAAGAAGCCAGUGAAAGACCCAGAGUUGGACUGGUUUGCUGAUAUGAUCCCAGAAAUUAAGCCUUCAGCUGCUAUUCUUAUUUUGCCUGAACUGAGGACAGAAACAGUGGUUCCCAACAAGGAUAAUGUCUCAUCAGUGAUGCACUUUUCCUCAAAAUUUGCUGCAGCAGAAAUUACUGAGGAGCUCUUUAUCCAGUCUGCCAAUGGAAGUGAGAGACCUGGCUUGCUGGCGGAGCGCCCUGGGCAGUGCAGAGGUUCACAGCCCUUCUCAGAGGAAGAGCCUGUGCGUCUGACGGAGGCCAGUUUCUGUGAAGAGCAAGUGGCUGUGGAAAGGUGGAACUUACUGCUUUCUUCCAGAGCACUUCUGGAAGUAAAGAAAAUAAAUUCAAAAAUUCAAGCUGAUUAGCUUAAUUCUGUGCCAUUUCUUUGUCAGAAGAGUAAACUCUAUUAUGGAAUACAACUUACUGAAAAACUUUUAGCUAUAAAGUAUAUAAAUGAUUUUAAAUUGCUAAGGUUUCCUUAGGCAGCUUAUUUAUUUGUUUACAGAGGUACUAUCUGAGUGAGUGGCCCUGUGGAGACCUGGGCAGUUACCGACUGUUCUACUUGUUACCUUGUACCAAAGUCCUUAAUGAGAAAUAUCCCUCACAAUCCUGCUCUUUAAAUGUCCAUAAAUAAA
This is a messenger RNA of Budorcas taxicolor (takin), 2832 nucleotides long. It is a transcript of the gene SCYL3, whose product is annotated as SCY1 like pseudokinase 3. The coding region runs from base 196 to 2562 and encodes 788 amino acids. The transcript is spliced from 14 exons. Gene Ontology annotation, molecular function: protein kinase activity; ATP binding. Lineage: Eukaryota; Metazoa; Chordata; Mammalia; Artiodactyla; Bovidae. The record is from RefSeq and is a predicted model, not a curated record. Gene Ontology annotation, biological process: protein phosphorylation.